AUGGCAUUACAUAUUGAUAGAGUUGCUUUUGUAAAUCCACAAUCUAAAUGUAGAAUUAGAUGUUUAAAUGGUGGUGUAUGUGCAUACAAAAUUAAAUCUCCAAGAGAACAUAUUUGUAUAUGUAUGGAAGGAUACUUUGAAGGAACUUAUUGUGAAAAAAAUAUCAAAUCUUCAGAUACUUUUAAAGAUCAAUCUGAUAUUUUGUCUACUACUAUAUCUUCUUCAUCUAUUACUAAGUCACAUGAAUAUACAAUUCCUAAAAACGAAGAAGGAGGAAAUGAGUCUGUUGAAGAAAAUGAAUGGAAUGCAAAUGGAAAUUUGGAAGAAAAUAUCAAUAAACAAGAAAAUGAAAUUAAUUACCUUCAACAACAAUACCAAUCAAAUAAUAAUGACGACAUCACAAGACAUCAACAAGAAAAUGGAACAUUUGAUGAUGAUUCUUCCAUUGAAAAUGAUAAUGAAAUUAAACAAGAUGAAAAUGACCUUCAUGAUGAGGAAGAAGAAGAUGAUGAUUAUACAGAAGAAAAACAUUUACCCCACUUUGAUCAAAACGAAGAUUCCUCCUCAACUGAGAUAUAUGAACUUCAUGAAGAUUCUAAAGAUAGUAGAUUUAGAAACAUACCUAUUAUGGAAACAACUACAAUAAAUGAUCAUCAUCCUACACCAAUACAUAUAAAACCUAAAGUUGAUAAUGUUAAAACAACACCUGGUCCAAUAAAUUACUAUUUACAAGGUAAUGAUAACACCAACAAAGAUGAUGACGAUGGAUGGAUGAUGGUUAAAAAACGUAAUUAUGCCAUUCAUAUUUUGUUAAUUAUGAAAGUUUUAUUAACAUUGAAAAAUAUAGUAAAUUCACAAAGAAAUUUAAAAGUUUUUGGGAGAACUUUUAGUAAUUAUUGUAUUGAUGCUUCAAUAGGAUUAAAUCCUGAAACUAUUGAGAUUCAAAAACUUGCUAAACAAUUUUCACAAGAAAAACUUUAUCCAUUUAGUGGAAUACAAAAUGAAAAAAAAGAAUUACCUAUGGAUGUAUUGAGGGAGGCUGGAGAAAUAGGAUUUGGAGCAAUAUAUUGUAAUUCUGAAUUUGGUGGAACAGGCCUCUCACGUCUUGAUGCUUCUGUUAUUUUUGAACAAUUAGCAAGUGGAUGUAGUUCUACUGCAGCAUAUAUUAGUAUUCAUAAUAUGUGUUCAUGGAUGAUUGAUACAUAUGGAACAAAAGAACAAAAAGAAAAAUAUCUUCCAAAAUUGGCAUCAUUUGAAUGUUUAUCAUCAUACUGUUUAACAGAACCUGGUUCUGGUUCUGAUGCUUCCUCCUUAACAACAUCAGCUAAAAGAGAAGGUGAUUAUUAUAUAGUUAAUGGAUCAAAAGCAUUUAUCAGUGGAGCUGGUGCUAGUGAUGUUUAUAUUGUUAUGAUGAGACAUGAAGGACAACCAGGACCAAAAGGAAUAUUUUCAUUGAUUAUUGAAAAAGAUACUCCUGGAUUUGAAUUAGGUAAAAAUGAAUCAAAACUUGGUUGGUGUACACAUCCAACAAGAAUUAUUUCAUUUGACAAUUGUAAAGUACCAAUCUCAAAUAGAUUGGGAGGUGAAAAUGAGGGAUUUAGUAUUGCUAUGGCAGGAAUAAAUGGUGGAAGAGUUAAUAUUGCAUCAUGUUCAUUAGGUGCAGGUCAUAUGGCUUUAGAUAAUGCUAUAUCUCAUUUACAAGUAAGAAAACAAUUUAAAAAACCAUUAGCUGAUUUUCAAUGGAAUCAAUUUAAGUUAGCUGAAAUGGCAACAAAGUUACAUACCUCAAGAUUAGUUGUACGUGAUGCAGCAAUACAUUUACAAAAUAAUUCAGAACAUAAAGCUGAAUUAUGUGCUAUGGCUAAAUUAUAUGCAACUGAUUCUUGUUUUGAAAUUGUAAAUCAAGCACUUCAAAUGUUUGGAGGAUAUGGUAUUUUAAAAGAUUAUCCAAUUGAGAGAUAUCUAAGAGAUUGUCGUGUUCAUCAAAUUAUUGAAGGAACUAAUGAAAUUAUGAGACUUAUUGUUGCAAGAAAUUUACUUUCUAAUACCAAAUAUUACAACGUUUAA
This is a messenger RNA of Strongyloides ratti, 2067 nucleotides long. RefSeq names its product Isobutyryl-CoA dehydrogenase, mitochondrial. Gene Ontology annotation, molecular function: flavin adenine dinucleotide binding; acyl-CoA dehydrogenase activity. Bases 1 to 2067 code for a protein of 688 amino acids. Lineage: Eukaryota; Metazoa; Nematoda; Chromadorea; Rhabditida; Strongyloididae. The record is from RefSeq and is a predicted model, not a curated record. The transcript has 6 exons.